This is a messenger RNA of Papaver somniferum (opium poppy), 513 nucleotides long. RefSeq lists its product as uncharacterized. The transcript has a single exon. Lineage: Eukaryota; Viridiplantae; Streptophyta; Magnoliopsida; Ranunculales; Papaveraceae. The record is from RefSeq and is a predicted model, not a curated record. Bases 1 to 513 code for a protein of 170 amino acids.
AUGGGUGUCAGCCUUCACAUAUGCUAUUUGCAGAUGACAUUUUUGUUUUCUUUAAUGGAUAAAAAAAAAUCAUUGGAGAAUUUAAUGGGGAUGUUAAUGGAUUACCAGAAUGCUUCAGGCCAAGUAAUAAACAAGAUGAAAAGUAAAUGUUUUGUUGGUGGAGUUACUGAAAGCAGAAAAAGAUUAAUAGCUGAGAGCUUACAAAUGGAACUUUCAGAAUUUCCUGACAAAUAUUUGGGAGUGAUUUUAUGUCCUGACAGAGUAAAAAGCUAUCAAGUAUGGGGUAUGAUGGUGAUAAUGCACAAAAUGUUAGAUGGCUGGAUGGGAAAAUUGUUAUCUUUUGCUGAUAAAUUAACCUUGGUGAAAUCUGUGUUAUGCAGUGUACCUGUCUACAACAUGUCUGUGUAUAAGUGGCCUAAGAAUGUCAUAAAAGAAUGUGAAAAAAUAGUAAGAAACUUAUUAUGGUCUGGAGAUCCUGCAGUUAAGAAGCUUAUCACAGUGAAAUUUGAAUAA